CUGACGCGAUCGCCUCGUCAGGGAAGAGUGCGUAGUGUGAAGAUACGAUCGCUUGCGCUCAGCUGUUUGUGCACGAGCAAAUAAGUGCAAACUGUGUGGUUGUUUUUGUUUAAGUUUUGUGUUUUUUAACUCCACCGAACGCAUCGCUUACGAUCACCGCGAUGGUGGAACACACCACCAUCCCGCGCCGCCCCCUGGCAAGGGUUCCAUUCGGAUUGCUGCUGGUGUUGCUGACGAUCGCCACCGCCCGUUCGGUGACCUGUUUCGAUGCGCUAGGGGAUGAAAUUUUCCGAUUGCCGGGAUAUUUCGCCGAUAGUGAGGCCGAUUGGCCGGCACAAUUCAAACUGUCGCGAGUUGCGACCGAUGUCAACCCGUUCCUUCGGAUGCUGCAUCAUAUCGAUGACCCUGACCGUAUCAAUCCUCAUCGCCGUUCCAGGGUACCGGCGGGUAUCGGAUCGUACGCCGGUCCGGAUCGGGAAACAGCAACGAUCGAUGGCGUGGUUGGGCUCGACCAUGCCCAAAACCGCGAAUCGUUGGAAUCCGACGCCGAGACGCUCGUGGACGUGUUGGAUCCCAAUCCGGAUGAUCGACAACACCCCCAUCGGCCAGGUUUAACGCCACCCUACCGACCACCAUCGGCCGGUCAUCCCCAUCCGGACGUGGAGCAGAUUGAUGAUGGAUCGCAACCUCCGGCUUUUGAUGCGAGUUCGCUGUUCCAUCAUCAUUUCAACUCGUUCUUCAACACGCCGCUUGAGACGAGCUUCUUUGGAGGUGCCGGUGGACUGCCAGGAUUCGGAUUUUUCGACACCCAAGCUAACCGUCCGUGGUGGAAAGGCGAUAACGUGUGCACGGAGCGCGAGGAAAAAGAGGAGGACCUCAACUCAGACGACAACGAGGAGGUGUCGGUCAACGAAGGCACCGGUGCAUCCAGCAACUUUGGGUUCCACGGAUUCAGCACGUUCAAUCUGAACGUACAGUCGUGUGCCGAAAAGCAACACAAAUACAUCUGCACCUCGAUCAAAAACAUCAACGGUCGUAAACGCACGGAGAAAAUUACGCGACAGUGUUGUCACGGAUUUGGCCGCCCCCGGAAUGGACCACCGAACGCACACUGCCAGAAGCUGGAGCUGUUCCCGAUGGAGGAAACGGUCGAUCGGCUCGGUGCCAAGGAGUUCCUGCGGACGCUCAAGAAAAGCGGACUCGAGGCCACCCUCGACAACGAGGUGACGCUGUUUGUCGUCCCGGACAAAGCGUACAGCGCGUUCGCCGAGCAGAUGUGGGAGAACAACCUGGUAGCGUACGAUCCGAUGGCCCGUGCUAAGCGUGCGAUCGAUUUCGCGAGUAUGACCGCACGGGACGUGAUCCUGGCGCACACCGUCAAUGGGACGUACCACAUCGAGGACGUGAGCAACGAGCAGCUGCUCCAGACGGACCUGCCGGGGGCGAACAUUCGCAUCAACAUCUACCCGCGUGGACCACCGGCCAGCAUGAUGGGUUUGUCCCAUGGUGAACAUCCGUACCGGUACACUGCCAACUGUGCACCGCUCGUGAAGCUGAACCGUGUGUCCGAUCGGGGUAUCGUGCAUGUCGUCGAUCGGGUGCUCGUUCCGGCCCGGUCCACCCUGAUGGACAUAGUGGAAACCCGCGAGGAUAUGACGCUGAUGCGCACGUUCCUUGAGAUGACCGGACUGGACCGGUUGCUGCGGGAACAGGGCGAUGACAAGCAUUUCACCGUCUUCGCCCCGAACGAUGACGCUUUCCUAAAGCUCGACAAAGACAUCCGCCGUAAGCUGAAGGCGGGUAAUGGCUGCGCGAUGAAUAUUCUGAAGAAUCACAUCCUGGACAUUACGUUCUGCUCGCUGGCCGCCGUUAACGGCGUCAAAACGUCGACGUACAACAUGCUGAACGAACGGCUCGAGUUCGAGUACGCGAUGGUCGGUAAAACGCACGUCCCAACCGAAAGCGAAGUGGCCGAACUUCCCGACGAAGGCAAAAAGACCCAGCGCAUCCGUAUUAACGGGCUGGCAGCGAUCGAGGAGAGCGAUGUGGUUGCCAGUAACGGUGUACUGCACGUGAUCGAUACGGUUCUUCCGACGGACAGCGGCAUGCCGAUCUCGAACACACUCGCGAGCCACAAUUUGACCGUGUUCAAGCAGCUCAUUACCGACGCCGGCAUGGAGGACGAAUUCGAUGGGCUAUCGAACCGGACGUUCUUCGUACCGACGGACGAGGCGUUCGAGCAGACGGAAACAGGACGCUACUGGAUCCGCCAGCUGAAGGAACACCCCGAGAAUUUACGAGGCAACGCGGCGCUGAAGGAAUUCCUCGAGUACCACGUGGCGGAACCGCUGAUCAAAACGUGCGCCCUGGAAGAAACGUCCGUUCCCACCAAGGCCGGUCGGACUCUCCGCGUCAAUCUGUACACUACGAAUCCUGUUUUUAAGACGGUGAUGAACCGGGCCACAGUGAACUGCGCACGGUUGGUACACUUCGACGAGGAAACAUGCGGUUCGGUCGUGCACGAAAUCGAUAAGGUGUUGGACGUACCGAAUAUGAAUCUCAUGGAAGCGCUAAGCUCUAACCCAGAGUACAGCAUGUUCCUGCGGUUGGUCAGUCUGACCAACCUGACGGAGUUGCUGGCAUCACCGGAAGCUGGUCUAACCCUGCUGGUGCCAAAGAACGACGUCUUCCUUGAGGUGAACGCCUGGUACCAGGAAACGCUCCAACAGCAGGACGAGCUGGAGCGUAUCAUCCGCGCGCACGUACUACCGAACGUGAUUUGCUGCACCGGCAUCGUCCCGUCGGAGUGGCCGUUUGUGCGUACCACCGAAACCGUCGGUGGCCAGCAGCUGAAGCUGAACCGCAACCGUCGGCCGCAGGUGCAGAAUGCGGGUAUCACCAAGUGCGACAUCGUGGCCCAAAAUGGUAUCAUUCACGAGAUUAAUGACGUGAUUAACGUGCAGCCGCAACGUACCGAUGCAGCUGGGGCCAACGGUGGCCAUCCGUUCGAAGGCUUCGGUAGCAUUACGCGCCCGUUGACGUUCUGGUUCAAGUAAGCGUCGCUGGUAGUGCACCCUGAUCCAGCAGGAGUGUUUUAGGCACUUCACUUGGGGCAAACGAAGGCGAUGCGGGUGGUUUCGUUAAUUAUUUCAAUGAACCACCCGAUGGCAGCGCAGAACGUGCACCCAAGCACGCCUGAACCCCCACAGGAAGGCCAUAGUUUUACGAUAUGUCUAACAUUACUGUAUUUAUACAACGAAAAGUAAAAAGCUGCUGGCGUUUCGCUCUUAACGCGAACGUGUUAGCAUUAA
Molecule: messenger RNA, 3311 nt
Organism: Anopheles nili
Lineage: Eukaryota; Metazoa; Arthropoda; Insecta; Diptera; Culicidae
Product: periostin
Exons: 9
Coding region: 162-3056 (964 amino acids)
Biological process (GO): extracellular matrix organization; cell adhesion
Cellular component (GO): extracellular matrix
Molecular function (GO): cell adhesion molecule binding
Source: RefSeq, a predicted model, not a curated record